Molecule: messenger RNA, 5257 nt
Organism: Leopardus geoffroyi (Geoffroy's cat)
Lineage: Eukaryota; Metazoa; Chordata; Mammalia; Carnivora; Felidae
Gene: EGF
Product: epidermal growth factor
Exons: 24
Coding region: 444-4085 (1213 amino acids)
Molecular function (GO): calcium ion binding
Source: RefSeq, a predicted model, not a curated record
UUUGGGGAGCAAUCCUGUCUCUGUAUUUCUCCCUUCAGCCUCAUCAAGGGUCGUUGUUGGAACUUUCCAUCACUUCUUUCCUUUUUUCUCUCUCUAGCUGUUGCCUACACCGCUCUGCCUAUCAUAGCGAAGUCAGCUGCAGGCUUCCAGAGUGUGGCUGUUCAACUGCGAAAUUUGUCAUAAAGGUGUCAGGCAUUUCUUAGGGACUUGGACUUCCCAAAAACAUAGAGAAAGAAAUCUUUCCCGGAGUGUCCCUUUCAGGCUGUCUUGAGUUGAAGGAGACAGAACUGGAGGACUACAGCAAAACAGCGGAUUAAAAGAUGCCCCAGGGCUGCAGGCCAACCCAGGGGGACACGCUUGGGGUCAGACGGACCGACUUUGCCCGGGUUAUGCUCGAACAAAGUCAAGUUAUUUUCUAUUGAAAGUUCAAGCCCAUCAAGAUUAUGCUGCUCUUCCUUAUCAUUCUGUUGCCAGUAGUUUUUAAAUUUAGUUUUGUUAGUCUCUCAGUACUGCAAGGCUGGGGCUGUUCUGAAGGCUCUUCCUCAGGAAAGGGGAAUUCUACUUGUGUGGGUCCUGAACCCUUCUUAAUUUUCUCCCAUGGAGGCAGUAUCUUUAGGAUUGACCUGGACGGAACUAAUUAUGAGCAGUUGGUGGCUGAUGCUGGUGUAUCAGUGAUCAUGGAUUUUCAUUACUAUAAGGAAAGACUCUAUUGGGUAGAUCUAGAACGGCAACUUUUGCAAAGAGUUUUUCUGAAUGGGACAAGGCAAGAGACAGUAUGCAAUAUAGAGAAAAAUGUUUCAGGAAUGGCAAUAAAUUGGAUAAAUGAAGAACUUAUUUGGUCAAAUCGACAGGAAGGAAUCAUUACAGUAACAGACAUGAAAGGAAACAAUUCCCGUGUUCUCUUAAGCGCCUUAAAAUAUCCUGCAAAUGUAGCAAUUGAUCCAGUAGAAAGGUUUAUAUUUUGGUCUUCAGAGGUGGCUGGCAGCCUCCACAGAGCAGAUCUCAAUGGUGUGGAAGUGAAGAUUCUGUUAGAGACGUCAGAAAGAAUAACCGCUGUGUCACUGGAUGUGCUUGAUAAACGGCUUUUUUGGAUUCAGAACAAUAGAGAUGGAAGCAAUUCUUAUAUUUGUUCCUGUAAUUAUGAUGGAGGUUCUGUACAUUUUAACAAACACCUUACGCAGCACAGUUUGUUUGCAAUGUCCCUUUUUGGUGAUCGUAUCUUCUAUUCAACAUGGAAAAAGAAGACAAUUUGGAUAGCUAACAAACACACUGGGAAGGAUAUGGUUAGAAUCAACCUCAAUCCAUCGUUUGUACCACCUGGUGGAAUCAAAGUAGUGCAUCCACUUUUACAGCCCAAGGCAGAGAGUGAUGCUUGGGCACCUGGUCAGAAACUCUGCAAGCUGAGGAAAGGUAACUGCACAGGCAGCGUGUGUGAGCAAGACUCUAAGUUCCAUUUGUGCACGUGCGCGGAGGGGUAUACUUUAAGCCCAGAUGGAAAGCACUGUGAAGAUGUCAAUGAAUGUGCCUUUUGGAAUCAUGGGUGUACUCUUGGGUGUGAAAACAUUCCUGGAUCUUAUUAUUGCACAUGCCCUGUAGGAUUUAUUCUGCUUCCUGAUGGGAAACGGUGUCAUCAAUUAAUUUCCUGUCCAAGCAAUACAUCUAAAUGUAGCCAUGACUGUGUUCUGACAUCAGAUGGUCCCAUAUGUUUCUGUCCUGAAGGCUCAGUGCUUGAGACAGAUGGAAAAACAUGCAGUGGCUGUUCAUCACCCGAUAAUGGUGGAUGUAGCCAACUCUGCCUCCCUCUUAGCCCAGUAUCCUGGGAAUGUGGUUGCUUUCCUGGGUAUGACCUACAACUGGACAAAAAAAGUUGUGCAGCAUCAGGACCACAGCCAUUUUUGCUGUUUGCCAAUUCUCAAGAUAUUCGACAUGUGCGUUUUGAUGGAACAGAUUAUGGAUCCCUGCUCAGCCAGCAAAUGGGAAUGGUUUUUGCCCUUGAUCACGACCCUGUGGAAAAUAAGAUAUAUUUUGCCCAUACAGCCCUGAAGUGGAUAGAGAGAGCUAAUAUGGAUGGUUCUCAGCGAGAAAGGCUUAUUGAGGAAGCAGUAGAUGUGCCAGAAGGUCUUGCCAUAGACUGGAUUGACCGUAAAUUCUACUGGACAGACAGAGGGAAAUCUCUCAUUGAAGGGAGUGAUUUAAAUGGAAAGCAUCGUGAAAUAAUCAUCAAGGAGGAGGUCUCUCAGCCACGAGGAAUUGCUGUCCAUCCAAUGGCCAAGCGAUUAUUCUGGACUGAUAUGGGGAUUAAUCCACGAAUUGAAAGUUCUUCCCUUCAAGGCAUUGGCCGACGGGUUAUAGCUAGUUCUGAUCUGGUCUGGCCCAGUGGAAUAACGAUUGAUUACUUAACUGACAAAUUGUAUUGGUGUGAUGCCAAGCAGUCUGUGAUCGAAAUGGCCAAUCUGGAUGGUUCAAAACGCCAAAGACUUGCCCAGAACGAUGUAGGUCACCCUUUUGCUAUAGCUGUGUUUGAGGAUCACGUGUGGUUCUCUGAUUGGACUAUGCCAUCGGUAAUAAGGGUGAACAAGAGGACUGGCAAAAAUAGGGUACGUCUCCGAGGCAGCAUGCUGAAGCCUUCAUCACUGGUUGUAGUUCAUCCAUUGGCAAAACCAGGAUCAGAUCCCUGCUUACACCAAAAUGGAGGCUGUGAACAUAUUUGCAAAGAGAGGUUUGGAUCUGCUCAGUGUUUGUGUCGUGAAGGUUUUGUGAAAGCCCCAGAUGGGAAAAUGUGUCUGGCCCUCAAUGGCCAUCAGAUACCACCGGCAGUAGGUAGUGAAGCAGAUCUAAGUAACCAAGUAACGCCACUGGAUGUCUUAUCCAGGAAUAGAGGAUCUGAAGAUAACAGUACAGGAUCUCAGCAUAUGCUAGUGGCUGAGAUCAUGGUGUCAGAUAAUGACGACUGUGGUCCUAUAAGAUGUGGUACAUGGGCUCAGUGUGUUUCAGAAGGAGAAAAUGCCACAUGUCAGUGUUUGAAAGGAUUUACUGGCGAUGGAAAACUAUGUUCUGAUAUAAAUGAGUGUGGAACAAGCACCACCGUUUGCCCUCCCACCUCCUCCAAGUGCAUCAACACUGAAGGCGGCUACGUUUGCCAGUGCUCAGAAGGCUACCGGGGAGAUGGGAUUCACUGUCUUGAUAUUGAUGAGUGCCAGUUGGGCAUACACACCUGUGGGGAAAAUGCCACCUGUACCAAUACGGAGGGAAACUACACCUGCAUGUGUGCCGGCACCCUGUCUGAACCUGGACAGAUAUGUCCUGACUCUACUCCUCCUUCUGUUCUCAUGGAGGAUGGCCGCUAUUCUGUGAGAAACAGUUACCAGGAAUGCCCCCCAUCCUAUGACGGGUACUGCCUCUAUAACGGUGUGUGUAUGUAUAUUGAAGCAGUGGAGAGAUACGCAUGCAACUGUGUUUUUGGCUAUGUUGGGGAGCGAUGUCAGCACCGGGACUUGAAAUGGGAACUGCGCCACGCUGGCCAAGGGAGACAGCGGCAAGUCACUGUGGUGGCCGUCUGCGUGGUGGCGCUCCUCUUGCUGCUGCUGCUGGGGCUGUGGGGGGCGCACUGCUACAGAACUAAGAAGCUACCAUCAAAAAAUUUGAAGAAUCCUUAUGAAGAGUCGAGCAGAGAAGUUAGUAGGCCUACAGACAGCGAGGCUGGGAUGGCCUCUUGUCCCCAACCUUGGUUUGUGGUUAUAAAGGAACACCAAAAUCUCAGGAAUGGAAGUCAAUCUAUGGCCCUCAAGGACAGUGAGGCAGCAGAUGUUAGCCAGUUUUCCUCUCGGGAGACAGGGUCAGUGCAACUGCCAUCAUGGAGAAAUGAACCCCAGGUGUACAUGGGCGCAGAGCAAGGCUGCUGCAUUCCACCAUCCAGUGAUAAAGGCUCUGGUCCCCACGGAAUGCAGUGGGGUUUUCAUCUCCCUUCCUGUGAGGCACAGCCCAUUGCUCUGGGGGUUGAGAAGUCACAAUCUCUCUUGUCAGCAAACCCCAUAUUGCAACAAAGGGCCUCAGAUCUACCACACCAAAAGAAGCUGACUCAGUGAACACUGGAAUUGAAAGGAAGGUCAAGAGGUAUAAACUGUAUUGAUAGACAGUAAUAUUUCACUUCAAAAAGUAUAGAGAAAAUACAGAUUUUGGUUUCACAAUCUCUGCCACUAAUCACCUACUCAGCAUCACAACAUAGUUGUGCUUUUGAUUCUUCCUCCAAGCAGUCCGCUGCAGAUUUUCAAGUAAGAGUCACAGUGAGAAUCACUAGGUAACUCAUUAGAAACCAAAGUACAUAGUGCUUUGUACACUGUGUUGUCUUCAAUAGUCAAUGCAGAUAGAUAUUUUUUUUUCUCUGCAGCCCCAGAAGAAAUCUGGGUUAAAGUAGGCAAACACACUGGCUCGGUCAGUUGUAAGGUAAUUCCUUUUAUCUGGACAGAACAUUUGGCUCAAUCUCAUAAAAUGAUUAGAAUAUUAAAAUUACUGGUAUGAUACAUUGUGGGCAUUUAACUUAUCAUUGGUGUGGUCCAUGCUGGUAAUCUCACAGAAUGAAAUUUGAAAACCAAAUCAAAAAAUGUACUAACUGAGAACCUGAUUUCUUCAGAAUUAGUUGGCUUAUGUUUUCUCUUUUAAAAUCUUUGAAUGAAAAUAUUUUAUUUUAAAACAUUAUCCAAGAGACAUUGGUGUUUCUCAAGCAUUGCUAUCCUUUCCCCAUGGAACUUUUUUCAAUGAAAAUGGUAAAUUUUCCCUUCAUGCGUUUGCACAGAAUUUUUACCUUUUUUAAAUAUGAGAUUGUAAGCAAAUUUCCAGAUUUAUUUUCAUUUUGAACAAUCAAUCUCUACUAAUUAUUUAAAUAAAAUCAUUAUAAACAUAAACAUCUUAUUGUAUUCCUGGUUAAGCAAUAAAUUAUAGUCUAAGGGAUAUUAGAGUUGAACCAAAGUGAUUUGCCAAGCUUCCUAUUUUUACACUUCUAAAAAUAAUUUUGAAAUCUAUCAUUGUAACUUUAUAAAGUAAAACUACACAAGGUGUUCUAAUUAAAUCUCAUUCUUGUAGCUAAGACAUUGUUACUACCAUUAUACAACCUGAUACAGUAAGUGUGGACUGUUUAGGCUUUUGGAUUAUUCUGUCAAUGCAUUAGCUAAUCCCUUUGCUUAUCUUUUCUUGUGUUUCUCUUCAACUCCUUAGACUUUGGUUAUACCGGAAGUCAGAAUAAAAAGGAACUGAAGCACAA